ACUGCUGCUGCUACUGCUGGAGGGGAUGAAGUGCGUCAGGUCACGCUGGCCGAGUACAAGCAAGCCGCUCAGUGCUUGGCUGAAGCCUUCGCCGAUGAUGAUGUUGCACGCUACUUCACUGAAGUCCCCGACCGUGCCCACUGGACCGAGAAACAGAAAUGGGAUCUCCAUGUGAGCAUUCUGGAGUACAUCACGUACGCUCACAUCCUCAAGGGCUUGGUGUUGGCUGCAGGUCCCGAUUACGGAUGUGUUGCCCUUUGGAUGCCUCUAGGUCAGAACAUGGAUGACUAUCUGACCAUUCUGCGCAGUGGUAUGUGGAGAUUAUGGUACAAGCUCUCGGCUGAAGGACGCAACCGUUUCUUCGACGAGUUCUUUCCCCUUCUCCAUGAGACCAAGCUUGAGGUUAUGGGUGUACGCGACGAAGAGUCGUACUAUCUCGUGUACCUCGGCACGAAGCCUGCAGCCCGUGGCAAAGGCUACGCACGCAAGUGUAUCGAGUACGUGACCAGAAGCGCGGAUGCCGAGGGCAGAGCUUGCUACCUUGAGAGCAGCAACGCUACCAACCCAGCCAUCUACCGUAAAUAUGGUUUCGAGACGGUCAGAUCCAUCCAUCUCAAGCGCGCCGAAAAGGUUGUGGACCUUGAUAUCAUGGUUCGCGAGCCUCAA
This is a messenger RNA of Aureobasidium melanogenum CBS 110374, 666 nucleotides long. RefSeq lists its product as uncharacterized. Gene Ontology annotation, molecular function: acyltransferase activity, transferring groups other than amino-acyl groups. NCBI's taxonomy places the organism in Eukaryota, Fungi, Ascomycota, Dothideomycetes, Dothideales, Saccotheciaceae. The annotation marks the transcript as partial. The record is from RefSeq and is a predicted model, not a curated record. The transcript is spliced from 2 exons.